Messenger RNA from Symbiodinium natans, 1110 nucleotides. The record is from the annotation of a GenBank genome assembly. Lineage: Eukaryota; Dinophyceae; Suessiales; Symbiodiniaceae.
AUGGCAGUGUCAAAGAACAGCUACGUCUGGGCAGCGCCGAUGAAGCCUCAGAUGCCAACGGUGCAGGUGCAAAAUGCUGCUAGCGCCCCGACCUACGCUUGGGGCAGGCAGCCAGCACCAGUUCUAGUUUCCCGCCAGACAACUCGCGUGAUGGUCAGGCCGUUGCCGCCAGCACCGGUCGUUGUGGCUCGGCGCACUAUUCGCGUCGUGGUGAAGCCAGCCCAGGUGGUGGUGAGGGCAGCUGCGCCGCCGCAGCUGCCCCGCCUACUCGGGUCGCCCAGGAAAGCAUCUACAGCACACCCCGUGAAGGGGCCGAAAGCUGGAGUGGGCGAGCCUGCCCCACAUGUGACUGCAGUGGAAGACGCCAAGCCUGGCCCACAUGAUGUGACGGCCCCAAAUGAAGUGACUGAGACAGGGAACACGGAGGCAGUUCUCGAAGCUUCUGCCCCGGUUUUCGAGCUGGUGCACCCGAAGGGUCGGCCAGUCUCGUAUGGCCCGGCAAGGCCAUUCCUAAUCCUAAAAGCUGAGGAAGAUUGCCCCCAACUCGAGACCGACGUGCCCAACGAGCCCGCUCCGAAGCCGGCUCCGGAGCCGGCUCCGGAGCCGGCUCCGCCUGCAGAAGAAAUACCAGGCGAGGCAGAGGCCUUGGAAGCGCUGAAGGCGCUCAUGGCGGAGCUCGGCAGAAUGGGCUUCAAGGUCCCCCAGAAGCCGACGGGCGAACCAGAGGUGGGAGACCUCGUCGUGCUCAGCAACACGAUGCAGCCGGAAAGCUUGCGGCUCCGGUACGCCGUGAUUCUGCAGGUGCACGAGAAGCACUUCACGGCAAGAGCGCUGGCGGAAGACAAGGCAACCUGCCUCGAGGACUGUUGGCCUAACAAGGAGGACGCUGUGCUCGACAGCAAGGUCGGCCGUUUAGGCAGCCGAGUCCGCAUCGUGGAAGGGACCCAUGUGGGAUGCAGUGGCAAGGUGGCCAAGGUGCCCGACCACCCGAUCUUCCCCAACUUCCGACAAUUCAGGAAUGGCAUGUUGCAGUACGUGAUCAAUGUGAGCUUGGAUGACGGCAGGGACGCGCUGUUCCUCCUCUCGGAGCUCCAGCAUGUGGAGCAGUAG